Messenger RNA from Danio rerio (zebrafish), 3114 nucleotides. The record is from RefSeq and is a predicted model, not a curated record. Lineage: Eukaryota; Metazoa; Chordata; Actinopteri; Cypriniformes; Danionidae.
UACUUUCACAGAUUAUUUUAAAUUAAAAAAUAUUGACUAUAAUAAAAAAUGGUUUCUCUUGUGUUUCUCAUCCAUAUUUCACCGAACUUAUUCAAUAAUUGCCAGGAAGACAUCUGCUGACACUGUGGUGAAAACCUCGGAAGAAUGCCAUGAUCAAGCCUGAGCAAAUACCUUAAAACUCUGUGUUAUACUUAACCCCACGUUACUUUGUGCCCUGUACUCCCCUAUUGUAAAUGUCUUCUUGUAUACUUCAUGUACAGUACAGUAUGUUUUAUACUGUGUGUUGAAGAGUACAAUUGCAAAGAAAUAUAGAAAUGACUAAAACUAGAGAUUUAAGUAGUUUUCAGAAAUCAUGAUUUUACAUUCAGUAUUGAAAAUUUCAACUGCAAAAAUGUUGAAAUAUAAGACUUUUAGAGAUGGUAGCAAUCAAGAGAUAUAGUAUCAUAUUCCAACUCAUUAUGUGCUGUGAAUGAUUUUUACAGCAUUAAAGGGAUCAUCUUCAAGACAAUACUUUCUAUAUAAAAUGUGUGUAAAAUCUAGACUAAAAUCAAAGAGAAACAAAAGUUACAUGUUUUAUGUUUAGUAGACGUGAAUGAGUCGACAGAGAAGCUGACUUAAACUUGCUCAGAGAAACGCUGUUGCUGUCAAACAUGGUUUACUACACUAAGCCAGUUUAAUGGUGGAGGGAUUGAUCAAAUAGGCCUAUUGAUAGAAGGGGUUGAGGAGGUUAUCAAGCCAUCCAGCUUGAAAGACGGAGAGGAAAAGACGAAAGUCUCUGCACGGGCCUGGCCUGAGAUGACAACCAGUGGAUGACUUUUCUCAGUGGCCAAAAGAGAAAACGAAGUUGUCACAGCUCUUAUGUGAACAAUUUCCAUCCUCGUACACCUCCGAUAUCCAUCACCAGCCUUCAGUCCACUGAUGUUGCUGAGGAAAGUGAGAGAAAGAGGAGAAGGACUGACAGUCCAGAAAAGCUGCUCUCCUGUAAAGUCCAGAAGUCCAGCAGCAGCUCUAGUGAGGAGGACCAGACUCCUGAUCAGAUUCACAAGAAGAGUUCUGAAGGUGACAUUCUGGACCAGUAUGAACUCGGCAAGGAGAUUGGAGAGGGAGGAUUUGGCAGCGUCUAUGAAGGCAAGCGCUUGGAGGAUGGCCUUGAGGUGGCAGUAAAAAUUGCCAGAAAGCCAUCGAACAUGAAAUACAUCAACAUCGCUGGUCAUCCUGAGCCCCUUCCAUUAGAGAUCGGCCUGUUGAUACUGGCUCAUAGAGGCGGCAAGGUUCCAGAGAUCAUUGAGCUACUGGACUGGCAGGACCAGCAGGAUCGUUACAUCAUGAUCCUGGAACGACCUUCACCAUGUAUAGAUCUGUUGGACUUCAUAAUGUCUCUCGGCUCCAUCACUGAACGCCAGGCUCAAAAGAUCAUGGAGCAGGCAACAACGGCCGGUCUCAUGUGCUGCAGACGUGGGGUAUUCCACCGGGACAUAAAGCUGGAGAACCUGCUGGUCAACACUGACACGCUGGAGGUCAAGCUAAUUGACUUUGGCUGUGGAGCUCUUCUCCAGGAAUCUGGCUAUGACAGUUUCUGUGGCACAAAGGAGUACUUCCCACCGGAGUACUACCUAGACGACGAAUACCAUGCAGAACCAUCCACUGUAUGGUCUUUAGGAGUUCUGUUAUUCCUGCUGCUGUGUCAACGAUUUCCUGAAGUCACGGACACGCAGAGGAUCGAUGAUGGAAACUGGACUGAGCCUGGAUUGUCAGAAGAAUGCUGUGACUUGAUUCAAGCUCUCCUGCAGGAAAACCCAAGCCAGCGGAUUCCUCUGGAAGAAAUCAUUCUCCAUCAAUGGUUUAAGGUCAAGGAAUAAGCAAUAAGGAAUGUAGUGCAAAUGGAUGGGAAAGAUUAUUUGCACUACUGAGCACCACAGUUCCUGAUGCUAAAAAAGUACAGAUUCAACAGUAGAGCUUAAAAAAGGACACAGCAGCAACAAAGAAUCCCAGAAAAAAGGUCACAGCAACAACAGAAGAUCCAGAAAAAAAAGAUCAGGCCUCAAGAAAAGAUCCUGGAAAAGACACAAAAGAUCCUGAGAAGAGGGCACAGCCCCAACAAUAAAAACAUUUGUAAAUAAAAACAUGAAUAAAAUAUACUUUGUCGCACCAGUCCUGUUUUCAUAAAAAAUACAUCAAAUCAGCCAAGAUGCUGAAAAAGCAGACAGCAGUGAAUGAAACACUUAAACAAAUUACUCGAACACUUAAGUACCAGGACAACUAAACACAUACACACUCACACACACACUUAUAAACUGAUGUGACUGUAACUGAGCAAGGUUUUGGGAAAUUGUGAACAAAUUUAGUAAUUACAGCACAAUGUAGUAAAAAGUGGGUAGAGGACUGUGCAGACACUCUCACACACACACACACAUACACACACAGAGACUUGAACAUAUCUCUUUAAGAGGAUAUAUAUAAUGAUGUUUAUACUGUACAGACUGUAUUUUUUAUUCUUCUACAAUAACUUCGGGGUCAUUUUCCUCUCGGGGACCAAAAAAAAAGUUCCUGUAAAGUCAAGAUCUACUGGUCUGACAUUUCCUCAUCUAUAAGAUUGAAUAAAAACGUAAGUUCAGACAGUAUCAGUCAGAGGCCACUAGAGGACAGACACUAGCCAUUCUGCUGGAAAAGCAAAGACAAUUGGUUCAUUUCAGAACAAGUGUUGAAACCGCAUAAGGCCUAAAUGACCUUUAACCUUUGAUCGGUUUUCCCUCAAGACUCAGUUUUAUUACUUGAAUUUUUAAAAUUUUUUUUGAUUUUUUCCACACUGUUCUUAACCCUGGAUUACCUAGUAAAUUAUAAGCAGUGUGAAAGAAAAAGCUAGAUUUACCCAGCGCUGAGAAUGACCCAGAGUUGACCUUUUCAAGUUUUAAAAUCCAAGACACAAUUAACAGAUGUAAGACUGUGUCGCGGGACCAACGGGAUUCAACUAAAAUAAAGUGGACAGAGUUUGUCGGCCAUGCUGCUUACAAUCUCAAAACAUCAACAAUCACACUCUUACGUAACAUCAUUAACUGUGUCAUACAUAUAGGCGUUAUAACCUGAUUAACUUAAGAAAUAAACUAAGAAAAUUUC